Molecule: messenger RNA, 1155 nt
Organism: Trypanosoma theileri
Lineage: Eukaryota; Euglenozoa; Kinetoplastea; Trypanosomatida; Trypanosomatidae
Exons: 1
Coding region: 1-1155 (384 amino acids)
Source: RefSeq, a predicted model, not a curated record
AUGAUGGCCGUACGACGUGUGCUUUGUAUUCUGACGAUCGCACUGUGUUGUGUCUGCAGUGUUAAGGUAGCGGCUCAAGCUGAUGGGCAACUUGAUGGCGCGGCUCUUCAGACGACUUCUAGUGAUGAGAACCAUGAUGAGAUGACAAAACACUUGGAAGAUACUGUGGAAGAAACACAGUAUGGGUCAGGAAAAGAAGCAAAGAAACCGUGCGAAAGACUACCAUCCGCGGGACGGUCACCUCCAGAAGCUGAAAAGGUACAGGAAGAAGAAACUGAAAGCCGUACAGGUCUGCCAUCAAACACGAAACAAGCGGUAGGUGCUUCUGCUGCUGGUGCUCCUCGUCCUGCUGCAACACCACCUGCUGAUGUUAAAGCUUGUCCUCCAGGCGAGAAUGAUCCUCCGUGUACUCCUGGCGGUGCUGGAUCUGACGCUGCUAAUGCUGAGUGUGUGAAACCUCCUUCUGGGGCGGAGAGUUGCCCUACCAAUGUUGAUGAAACUCAAGAGAAUUGCGCUUCUGGUGGGUCUGGUUGUAAAAACCAAACACAAGAGAAUCAUGCUAAAUCAAAUGAAAAUCAUGGAAAUAAUGGUAACGAACAUCGAGGUCCCGAUGGUGAAAGCCGUCUUGAAAGUGACCGCGGUUCUGUUUCUGAUUUACAGCGUGGCGAUCGUGCUGAAGCACCUGCUGUUGUUACUCCUGGAGAAAAAGAGACUCCGGAAACUCCAAGUAGAAACGGUUCACAAGAUGCUGGUGCUUCUCCUGCAGUGGGUAGUAGCGAUGCUACUGCCGCUGACGGUCAAACUGAAAGAAAUGGCACCAGUGCAACCGAAGAAGGUGGAUCUAAACAGGGAAGUGAAACAGCACAACCUUCUCCUUCUUCCAACAAUUCGGCCACAGGGAGUGAUGUUGGUUCUGAUGCUGCAUCACCUGAGAAUGGCACUUCAUCUGCAGAGAGUGAGUCAUCAAAUAAACAACAAGGUGCGGGAAAUGCAGACACAGAAACCACCACCACAACAACAACAACCACACUUCCUCCUGAACUCACAAACAACAAGAAGGGUGAUGCAGACAGCAGCAGCAGUAUCAGCAGUUCUGUGUGGAUGCGUGUACCACUACUGAUUGUGGUUACACUGGCCUGUAUUCUUGUGUGCUGA